AUGGGCACGAUUAAGGUUGUCAUCGUUGAUCAUUAUGAUUCCUACACAAACAAUAUUCUACAACUUCUCCAAGGUACUCAGAAGGGUCAUGAUGGACAGUCAUAUCCAGAUUGGAGUGUAUCUAUUAUUCGAUUUGACCAGUUCUCAUGGGAUCACUUCAAAUCGGAAAUCCUCCCUCACCUAGAUGCCAUCAUCUUAUCACCAGGACCCGGCACACCGCAGCGCGAAGCAGACUUUGGCUUCAAUGCUAGGCUUAUAAGAGAAGUCAACAUUCCCAUACUGGGGAUCUGCCUUGGACAUCAAGGCAUUGGUACAUCGUUCGGCGCCAAUAUCAUUCAUGCACCAAACAUUAAACAUGGUCAGAUCUGUGAAAUUCAUCACCGCGGCACAGGUAUCCUGAGCGGUCUGCCACAGAAGUUCGAUGGAGUAAGGUAUAACAGUCUUGUCUUACCUUCACAUCAUGUCCCACCGGAGCUGCAAGUCACAGCAUGGACAUACGACCCAGAGAACCCCUCGAAAAAGGUUUUGAUGGGACUUCAACAUCGGGAACGCCCUGUAUUUGGCACCCAAUGGCAUCCAGAAAGCGUUUGCUCUUCUCAUGGGAAGCAGAUCCUUUCAAACUUCCGAGAUAUCGUCUUGGACUUUUGGGUGACUAGUAAUCCGAGAAACCAAUGGACAAAGCGUAGAGUUCUUGAGCACGCAUCGCUGCCUGAGCAUAUUCUUCAGCAGAAUGCCGUUGAGCAAACCGGCUUGGGCAAGGCACUAGAUACAGAGGCUGACCCGGCACGACCGGUCUCACCUUAUUACGUCAAGUCUGCUAGAAUUGGAAAAGGUCCAUCCGCAGAGAUUGUGUUCCAAACAUUGUUUCGGGGUAGAUCAUUAGACGGUGAGGCGUGGCUUGAUAGUGCCAAGGUCAGAGACUCACACUCUCGUAACUCUUAUCUAUCUUGGGCUUCCUUUACACUGAGCUACUCAACCAAGUCGAGGCACGUGUCUUUUUAUCAACAUGGCAAAAACAUAAAAUCGGAGAGGCUGAGUGUUUCCUACUGGUCGUGGCUGGAGAAGUUCCAGCAGGAGACCAUCGUGGCAAACACCGAAACACUCCCUUCUGAGUCGCUGGAUCAAGAGACAGAUGUUGGUCAGCCUUUGCUCCAGGUCGGGCUCAUCGGCUACUUUGGCUAUGAGCUCAAGAGAGAAUCACUACCUGGCUACCAGUUCACGCCACCCGAUGAGAAGGAUGUCAGCUUGAAGCACAGCGAUAGCGAGCAACUCUUCGCAAACACCGUGCUUCGGCUGGAUAAUUAUACUGGAGAGUGGACACUGUUCAGUUUGAUACGUCGAGGUGAAGAGGAUCCAAUCGGCAAUGCCAUUGGCGCCUCGAGCAAGAUAGGCAUCGACGAGGCCGAGUUCGACCUUUAUCUGAAUCGUGUCCGUGAGGUGUUUGACGCACCGCCGUCGCCACCUUACGUUGAAGCGCACCCUUUGCCAACUUUCGUCGCGCUCGACAACGAGGCUUCCUAUUCCAACACAAUCUGGGCAGCCAAACAGGCCAUCAAAGAAGGAGAGACCUACGAACUGACAUUGACAACAAAGUUCAAGGCAAAGAGCCCCGAGGUAGAUCCCUACAGCCUGUAUCUUGACCUUCGGAAACGAAAUCCGGCGCCUUAUUCUGCCUAUAUCCACUUUGCCGCCCAUGAUAAGACCAUCCUGUCAUCAUCACCUGAGCGAUUCAUCUCCAUCGAUAGUAAUGGAGUUGCAGAGAUGAAGCCAAUCAAGGGUACCCUUGCUGUUGACCCCGAUCCAGUUGAGGAUGAGAGGCGGAAGCAUCAACUUGCGACCGAUGUUAAAGAGCUAGCCGAGAAUCUGAUGAUCGUUGACCUCAUUCGAUCCGAUCUUCACAACAUCUCACCACCAAGCUCCAUUUCUGUGCCGAAGCUGUUGCAUGUAGAGACCUAUCAAACUGUACACCAGCUUGUCACAACAAUACAGUCCCAUGUCGCCCCGUCGGUAGGAGGAACCAAGGUCAUCGAACGCUGUUUCCCACCUGGUUCCAUGACGGGCGCUCCAAAACUUCGCUCAGUUCAGAUCCUCGACUCUCUCGAAGGUCAACGUGAGCGAGGUAUAUACUCUGGAAGUAUUGGUUACAUCUGUGCCAGCGGUACCGUCGACCAAUCCGUCGUGAUCCGCACAAUCGUCAAGUCUGGCAAUGAUCUAGAACUCGGAGCGGGAGGGGCGAUCACUUGGCUGAGUGAGGCGGACAAGGAAUGGAACGAGGUCAUGGUUAAAGCGAAUGCUGUUGCUCGAGGAAAGGGAAAGGCGCAAGUACCUGGUGCCGCUAUCAGUCACUUAGGACCAUUCGUAGAGGAAGAGGGUCAUCUACGACAGGAGCACCCGCUAAGAACUGCAAUCAGCGCGUGA
Fusarium verticillioides 7600 is the source of this 2418-nucleotide messenger RNA. RefSeq lists its product as hypothetical. The coding region runs from base 1 to 2418 and encodes 805 amino acids. Gene Ontology annotation, biological process: L-tryptophan biosynthetic process. The record is from RefSeq and is a predicted model, not a curated record. The transcript has 7 exons. NCBI's taxonomy places the organism in Eukaryota, Fungi, Ascomycota, Sordariomycetes, Hypocreales, Nectriaceae.